CGUAACUGGCGUCCUGCGUGCCUACUUAAGCCUCUGUUCAAACCAGCAUUGUUCAUUUCAUUUCAAGUUAGGAAAUUGUUCUUGUCGGCCAGUUGCUUCAAGUUUCGCAAGUCGAUCUCUUAAAUUCAUCACACUGUUUCUUAUUUUUUUAUUCUACGAAGAAGUUCUAGAACCUUAAAAGCAAACAAUGGCUAAAGCACCAGCUAUCGGUAUUGAUCUUGGUACGACUUACUCUUGUGUGGGUAUCUUUCAACAUGGAAAGGUCGAGAUCAUCGCAAACGAUCAAGGCAAUAGGACGACUCCCAGUUACGUGGCUUUCACUGACUCAGAACGUCUCAUUGGUGAUGCUGCCAGAAAUCAGGUAGCCAUGAACCCCACCAAUUCAGUUUUCGAUGCCAAACGUUUGAUUGGUAGAAAAUUUGAUGAUCCCUCCGUCCAAUCUGAUAUGAAGCACUGGCCAUUCACGGUAAUAAGCGAUGGUGGAAAACCCAAGAUACAAGUUGAAUACAAAGGCGAAACUAAAACGUUUUAUCCAGAGGAGAUUUCAUCUAUGGUUUUGCUUAAAAUGAAAGAAACUGCUGAGGCAUAUCUUGGUAAAACUGUCUCAGAUGCUGUAGUAACAGUGCCUGCAUAUUUCAAUGAUUCCCAGCGUCAGGCUACUAAAGAUGCAGGAACAAUCUCUGGUUUAAAUGUUUUAAGAAUCAUUAAUGAACCCACUGCAGCUGCCAUUGCUUAUGGUCUGGACAAGAAGGUAGGUGGGGAAAGAAACGUUCUCAUCUUUGAUCUUGGUGGUGGUACUUUUGAUGUUUCCAUCCUGACAAUCGAAGAUGGUAUUUUUGAAGUAAAGUCAACAUCUGGUGACACUCACUUGGGUGGUGAAGAUUUUGAUAACCGCAUGGUCACUCACUUCAUUCAAGAGUUCAAGAGAAAGCACAAGAAAGACAUCAGCGACAACAAAAGAGCCGUCAGAAGAUUGAGAACUGCCUGUGAAAGAGCCAAGAGAACUCUUUCUAGUUCCAGUCAAGCCAGUGUUGAAAUUGAUUCUCUGUAUGAGGGAAUUGACUUUUACACAAGCAUCACACGUGCCAGGUUUGAGGAACUGAAUGCAGAUCUUUUCAGAGGCACUUUAGACCCUGUUGAGAAAGCUCUUAGAGAUGCAAAAAUGGACAAGGCCAGCAUCCACGAUAUUGUCCUUGUUGGAGGUUCAACUCGUAUUCCUAAGGUGCAAAAGUUGCUUCAAGAUUUCUUCAAUGGUAGGGAAUUAAACAAGUCCAUUAAUCCGGAUGAGGCUGUGGCUUAUGGUGCUGCCGUUCAAGCUGCCAUCCUCCAUGGAGACAAGUCAGAAGCAGUUCAAGAUUUGUUGCUGUUGGAUGUUGCCCCGCUCUCUUUGGGCAUUGAAACAGCAGGUGGUGUGAUGACUGCCCUUGUUAAGAGAAACACAACCAUACCCACCAAACAGACACAAACAUUCACAACAUACUCUGACAAUCAGCCUGGUGUGCUGAUCCAAGUCUAUGAAGGAGAGAGAGCCAUGACAAAGGACAACAACCUCCUUGGCAAAUUUGAAUUGAGUGGUAUCCCACCCGCACCCAGAGGAGUCCCACAAAUUGAGGUGACCUUCGACAUAGAUGCUAAUGGUAUUAUGCAUGUAUCUGCCGUCGAUAAGAGCACAGGUCGUGAAAACAAGAUCACCAUCACUAAUGACAAGGGUCGUCUGAGCAAAGAAGAAAUAGAAAAAAUGGUGAAAGAUGCAGAGCAGUACAAAGAUGAAGAUGAUAAACAGAAGGAUAGAAUUUCUUCAAAGAAUGCUCUUGAAAGUUAUGCAUUCAACAUGAAGUCGACAGUAGAGGAUGAAAAGUUGAAAGAUAAAAUAUCUGAUAGUGACAAGCAGGCAGUGCUCGACAAGUGCAAUGAAAUCAUCAAGUGGCUUGAUGCUAAUCAACUGGCUGAUAAAGAAGAGUUUGAUCACAAACAGAAGGAGUUGGAGAAGGUGUGCAUGCCAAUUGUAACAAAAAUCUACCAGGGUGCUGGUGGUGCCCCUCCAGGUGGUUUCCCAGGUGCGGGAGGAUCUCACGAAGGAGCCUCGGGCGGUGGAAAGGGACCAACUAUUGAAGAAGUUGAUUGAUUAAGAAAAUAAAUUGCUCCUCGUCUUAGAACAUCUUAUGUAGCACAUUUUUUUUAUUAACAUUGAUCAAGAUUAAAACAUUUUUCUACACGGUUUCUUUUUUACGGUAUUUGUUAGGAAGUUUUUGUGUUGUCACUUAGUUUGUACGAGGCGUUCGGAGGUGCACUGGCGAUGGUCUGAAUGUUUUUUUGAACGUCUGUUAUGUUUCAGAUGGGCGCCAAUAAAAAUGUUUUGGAU
Helobdella robusta is the source of this 2362-nucleotide messenger RNA. RefSeq lists its product as hypothetical. Gene Ontology annotation, molecular function: ATP-dependent protein folding chaperone; misfolded protein binding; heat shock protein binding. Lineage: Eukaryota; Metazoa; Annelida; Clitellata; Rhynchobdellida; Glossiphoniidae. Gene Ontology annotation, biological process: vesicle-mediated transport; protein refolding; cellular response to unfolded protein. Gene Ontology annotation, cellular component: cytosol; plasma membrane; nucleus. The transcript is spliced from 4 exons. The record is from RefSeq and is a predicted model, not a curated record. The coding region runs from base 188 to 2125 and encodes 645 amino acids.